Molecule: messenger RNA, 1272 nt
Organism: Anopheles coustani
Lineage: Eukaryota; Metazoa; Arthropoda; Insecta; Diptera; Culicidae
Product: elongation of very long chain fatty acids protein 7-like
Exons: 6
Coding region: 1-1272 (423 amino acids)
Biological process (GO): sphingolipid biosynthetic process; fatty acid elongation, monounsaturated fatty acid; fatty acid elongation, saturated fatty acid
Cellular component (GO): endoplasmic reticulum membrane
Molecular function (GO): fatty acid elongase activity
Source: RefSeq, a predicted model, not a curated record
AUGAGCGUCGCGGACAACUUCACCGACUUCUACUCCGGCUCGUCGUUCGUAUUCCGGAUGGCGGUGGACGAGUACCACAGCGAACGCAACUGGACCGGCCUGAUCGACCGCUACUGGCUGAUCGUGGAGGAGCUGAUCGCCGAUCCCAGAGCGAAACAGCUGCCCUUCAUGGACAAUCCACUGCCGACGCUCGGAAUGAUCACCAUCUACCUCUUGUGGGUUCUCCUGAUCGGUCCGAUGUACAUGCGGGACCGGAAGCCGAUGGACUUGCGACGAGUGAUCAUCUUCUACAACCUGUUCCAGGUGCUCCUCAGUGGGUACAUGUUCUACGAGCACCUGAUGGCCGGUUGGUUGCGGGGCUACAGUUUCACGUGCCAAACAGUGGACUACUCCGACAGUCCUCUCUCACGAAGGAUGUUCAACCUCUGCUACGUGUACUACCUCUCGAAGCUGACCGAAUUCGCCGACACGGUGUUCUUUGUGCUGCGCAAAAAACAGUCGCAAAUUACCGACCUGCACGUCUACCAUCACUCGCUCACACCGAUGGAGGCGUGGAUCUUGACAAAAUUCAUUGCCGGUGGAAAUGCGACGCUCCCGAACGUGAUUAACAACUUUGUGCACGUGCUGAUGUACUUCUACUACAUGCUGUCAGCGAUGGGCCCGCGCUACCAGAAGUACCUUUGGUGGAAGAAGUACAUGACGGAGGUGCAAAUUAUACAAUUCAUCAUCUGCAUCGCGCACUGCAUCAAUGCCCUCGUGACCGGCUGCCCGUUCCCGCGCUUCAUCUCCACGCUGCUGCUCAUCAACGCCACCAUCUUCCUGGCGCUGUUCAUGAACUUCUACAUCGAAAGCUACAAGCGCAAGGGGAAGGCGUUACAGUCGGCCACGCCACUGACCGCCGCCGGUCACGCACCGACCACGAGCCUCCCGCCGGUGGAGGAGGAGGAGGUGGCAAAACAUUCGGGUGUGCAGGAGCUCCCGCGGGACGAAACGCCGGCGACGGAAACCGCCACCGUGGACGCGCAGAAACCCUCGGAGGACAUCAACAACAAUCGACCGAUGGUGGAGGUCGGGGGUAAGGGAUUCGUGGCCGAAAGCAAACCACUGGCGGAGGUCCUUCCCGAGAGCUGCGCGGUUGGGUCGGGGGAUGAGGAUGAGGAGGAUGCCCUGGAGACCUCCGGCAUCCGGCAGCGGAUAGUCGUCCCGACGGAGCACGCCAGCUCCGAUAGCCGAACGACACCGCAGAUCAUCGUGGAACUAGCAAGCGGUUGA